UAAUGUAAUGGGAGACUUCAAGGAAGGAAUUUGGGCUGCAAAAUAAGGUAGUUGGAAAAGCAUGGGCCUUGGAAUCAAGCAGCCCCAAAUCCUAACUGCAAUUAUACAUAGUAUAUCUUUAGUCAAGAUACUUAAUUAUUUGGAGUCUCAAUUUUUUCAUCUGAAAAUUGUAAUAUUCAUAUAAUUAUUUGCAGCAAUUUUAUAAAUGGUAUUAUUUGGUGUAAUUUUAAAUAUAUUUUAUAAUAUAUCAUAGUGUAAAUCUCUCCCCUUUAUAUGUAGAUCCUAAAUGUGGUGCCUUUUCACGGUGAUAUAUUUCAUCCUAAUUCUUGGAAGUAUUCAUGGUGUCUUUAUAAAUCAAAACCCUGAAGCAAAUAUUAAUAUUAGUCAAAUAAUUUCCUACUGGGGAUACCCUGAUGAAGAAUAUAAUAUUGUAACUGAAGAUGGUUAUAUCCUUCGCCUUUAUAGAAUUCCUUAUGGGAAGACAAACACUAAUAAUUCAGCAAAGAGGCUUGUUGUAUACUUGCAAUAUGAUUUGCUUACAUCUGCCAGCAACUGGGUUUCCAAUCUUCCCAACAAUAGCCUAGGCUUCAUUCUGGCAGAUGCUGGUCAUGAUGUGUGGAUGGAGAACAGCAGAGGAAACACCUGGUCCAGGAAACAUGUGUCCCUAGAAACAAAUUCCCAAGAGUUCUGGGCUUUCAGUUUUGAUGAGUUGGCUAAAUAUGACCUUCCAGCUUCCACUGAUUUCAUUGUGAAGCAAACUGGGCAAAAAGAAAUAUUUUAUGUAGGCCAUUCACAGGGCACUACUGUUGCUUUCAUAGCAUUUUCUACAAUACCAAAGAUAGUGGAAAAAAUCAAAUCAAAUAUUUUUGCCUUAGCACCAAUUUUUUUUGUUGAACACACAAAAUGCCCUUUAAUUAAAACAGCAUACAAGUUUAAGUCAAUAAUAAAGGCUUUUUCUGGCAAUAAAGACAUUCUACCUAAAACGUCAUUUAACAAUUUUGUUGGUUCAAAGUUCUGUUCACUACAUAGUUUUGACAAAAUGUGCCUCCACACUUUGUUUAUGAUAUUUGGAUAUGACCUAGAGAACUUAAAUAUGGUGAGAACAAGUAAACACUUUUCCCUGUCUCCGGUUUCCACAUCUUAUUUGUUUGUUUUCUUUCAGCUUUUAUAUUCUACUCACAUGAAAGCUUUUGACUGGGGGAAUCCGCAUCUUAACUUGGUUCAUUUUAAUCAGACAACUUCUCCAUUGUACAGUAUAGCAAAUAUGAAUGUGCCAACUGCAACUUGAAAUGGUGAAAAUGAUUUGUUGGCUGACCCUGAAGAUUUUAAAAUCUUACAAUCUGAAAUCACCAACCUCAUUUACCAUAGGACUAUUUCUUACUACAAUCAUAUAGACUUUUUGUAUGAAUUGGACGUCUACCAUCAAGUUUUCCAUGAAAUCACUGAUAUCACUCAAGACAAUCUAUAAAGAACUAUACUUUUUGUUUAUAGACCUGUCCUAUUCUUAUUAAAAAUCCAAUUAUUUUUAUUACUAUGUAAGUUUU
Heterocephalus glaber (naked mole-rat) is the source of this 1544-nucleotide messenger RNA. Lineage: Eukaryota; Metazoa; Chordata; Mammalia; Rodentia; Bathyergidae. The record is from RefSeq and is a predicted model, not a curated record.